Messenger RNA from Sorghum bicolor (sorghum), 840 nucleotides. RefSeq lists its product as uncharacterized. The record is from RefSeq and is a predicted model, not a curated record. The transcript is spliced from 2 exons. The coding region runs from base 143 to 592 and encodes 149 amino acids. Lineage: Eukaryota; Viridiplantae; Streptophyta; Magnoliopsida; Poales; Poaceae.
GCCUGGUGAGCCAAGGCAAAAGAAUCGAGCAACCCAGCAACCGCAGGAGCCCCCCACACUGCCAACAAGAGAGUCCACAGCACGGCUUGUUCUCUUCAUAUACCUACCACUAACCAUCCCGGGCCCUUUACCAACAACAGCCAUGGCCACGGCACACCCUCGCCGGUGGGCGCUCCUCCUGCAGCUCGGCAUCGCCCUUGGCAUCCUGCUCGCGGCGGCUGAGGCUUGGACGGGGGAGAUCAGCGGCCGCGUCGUCUGCGACGUCUGCGGCGACGCAGCCAUCGGCCCGGAGGACCACGCCCUCGAAGGUGCGGAGGUUGCUGUCCUCUGCAUCACAAAAUCCGGUGAGGUUAUCAACUACCAAGCCUUCACAAACUCUAAGGGCAUGUAUACUGUUGCCGAGACUAUGCCAGAGAGUGACAGGUGGGACUCGUGCUUGGCAAGGCCUAUCAGCAGUUUCCAUCUGCAUUGCACACGGAGGGGUGAUGCUCACUCUGGGGUAAAGUUCACUUACAACAAACCAUCUGGGAACUCUCACACUGUCAAGACUUUCCUCUACAAGCCAGCCACCGCCCCUCUGUAUUGUAGCUAAACAGUUCCAUCACAUUUUGUUGGAAGGCAAAAUAUAGAAACAUAACAGGAAGGACACUGUUUCCGUUGUAAAUCAAAGAUUCAGUUGUCAAUGGGAAUGUGUUGUCCUAGUGUCUGGUUACCCAUACCUGCAAGGAAACAGAUGUUGUGUGCUUCAUAUGUUGAUAAAUCAGUGUUUUUCAACUGUUGUAAAUGUUUUGCGAGUGCUAUUAUUAUCUUGGUUAUGACCAAUAUGAUUUUCUUCAUGUA